Molecule: messenger RNA, 820 nt
Organism: Protopterus annectens (West African lungfish)
Lineage: Eukaryota; Metazoa; Chordata; Ceratodontiformes; Protopteridae
Gene: RAB7A
Product: RAB7A, member RAS oncogene family
Exons: 6
Coding region: 281-820 (179 amino acids)
Biological process (GO): phagosome-lysosome fusion; endosome to lysosome transport
Cellular component (GO): late endosome; phagocytic vesicle; lysosome
Molecular function (GO): GTP binding; GTPase activity
Source: RefSeq, a predicted model, not a curated record
UCCUGUGACACGACUAGUUCCGCCUCAAGAAAGAGCUUUCUGCUCCUCCUUUUCUUACCAUAUUUUUAUAUCAGAAGGGGAAGUUAACUCGAAAGCUUUGCUUGUUACUGGAAGGAAAGUCAUACAGGAAUAUUGCAUAUGUUAAGCGCUGGGUAGCACGAAGAGGAAUACCUACAGCAAGCCUUGAGCGGCUGCAGCACUAACGGGUUCCGUAGAAGAGACCAGAGGUGUCACUCGCAAAACCCACUAUUUCUUCCUUGUCUGCGUUUAGAGAUAAGCAAUGACAUCAAGGAAAAAAGUGCUGCUUAAAGUCAUUAUUCUUGGAGAUUCAGGGGUAGGGAAGACUUCACUUAUGAACCAGUAUGUGAAUAAGAAGUUCAGCAACCAGUAUAAAGCCACAAUAGGAGCAGAUUUUCUAACAAAGGAGGUAAUGGUAGACGACAGGUUGGUCACAAUGCAGAUUUGGGAUACUGCAGGACAGGAACGAUUUCAGUCGCUUGGUGUGGCAUUCUACAGAGGAGCGGACUGUUGUGUGCUGGUAUUUGAUGUUACUUCACCAAACACAUUUAAAACCCUUGACAGCUGGCGGGAUGAGUUUCUUAUUCAGGCCAGUCCGAGGGAUCCAGAAAACUUCCCUUUUGUUGUGCUGGGAAACAAGAUAGACUUAGAAAACAGACAGGUUACAACAAAGCGAGCACAGGCAUGGUGUUGCAGCAAAAAUAAUAUUCCUUAUUUUGAAACCAGUGCAAAAGAAGCAAUUAAUGUUGAACAGGCUUUCCAAACAAUUGCACGAAAUGCACUUAAACAGCCUUAUAACUGA